AUGUCAAAUAAACAACAACAACAACAUGAAAUAUUUACUCUCAUGCCAGGAGAUAUACUAGUAAUUAAAAUUAUUAGAGGAGAGGAUUUAAUAAUAGCAGAUGCUAAUGAUUUUAAACAAAGAUUAAAAGAUUUUAAAUUGAGUUCAUUUAGACAUUUAGUUGAAGUUUCAAAUGAAAAAGUUUUACCUGGUGGUUUAGUUGGUGGUUUUUUAAGAACUACAACUCAAAUGAAAACUUUAAAUCCAAUAUGGAAUGAUGAAUUUCAAUUUGAAAUAUUAAAUGAAAUGGAUAAUUUAUUAAUACAUUUUUAUGUUUAUGAUUGGGAUAGAUUAACUAAAGAUGAUCCAAUGGGUGAUGUAAUAUUUACAUUAACAAAAGAAGAUUUAUAUUUUCUAGUAAAUAAACCAAGAGAAUAUAAAUUAAAUUUACAAAAUGUAGAAACAGGUAAUAUUAUAUUUGAAAUUACAAUUUUAGAAGGUCCAUUAAGAUUAAAAUCACUUUCACUUCAAAGUUAUAAUUCAUUUCUUAAACAUGCUCCAAGAGGUACAUUAUCAAAUACUAAAUUAUCAGGUUUAAAUAUUUCUAAUAAUAGUAAUGAUACUAAAAAUAGUGAUGGAUGGAAAGAAUUAAGUGAAUUAAAUAAUUAUCCAAUUGAAAUGGAAGUACCAUUUGAAUGGGAUGUUUCUAAAUAUGAAAUUGGUACUAAUGAAUUUGAUAAUUUAAUUAUACAUUUAAAAUUACAACCAUCUUAUGAAAAUAAUUCUAAAAAUACAAAACCUACUAUUUAUAUUAAUAUUGAACAAUUUCAUCAUAUUUCUAUUAAUAAUGAAAAUGAUAAUAAUUUAACAAUUAAUACUACUACUAGUAAUGAUUCUAAUAAUAAUGAUACUAAUAAUACUACUAAUAAUAAUGAUACUAAUAAUAGUAAUAAUAAUUCUAAUUCUAAUAGUAAUAAUACAUUUAAAAAAGAAGAAGAAGAAUUUAUUCAAAAAUAUAUUCUGAAUGAAAUUGAUGAUAAAAUGAAAAAGAGUUUAAAUUUUGAAAUGUAUAAUAAUGAUUUUAAACAAAGAUUAAAAGAUUUUAAAUUGAGUUCAUUUAGACAUUUAGUUGAAGUUUCAAAUGAAAAAGUUUUACCUGGUGGUUUAGUUGGUGGUUUUUUAAGAACUACAACUCAAAUGAAAACUUUAAAUCCAAUAUGGAAUGAUGAAUUUCAAUUUGAAAUAUUAAAUGAAAUGGAUAAUUUAUUAAUACAUUUUUAUGUUUAUGAUUGGGAUAGAUUAACUAAAGAUGAUCCAAUGGGUGAUGUAAUAUUUACAUUAACAAAAGAAGAUUUAUAUUUUCUAGUAAAUAAACCAAGAGAAUAUAAAUUAAAUUUACAAAAUGUAGAAACAGGUAAUAUUAUAUUUGAAAUUACAAUUUUAGAAGGUCCAUUAAGAUUAAAAUCACUUUCACUUCAAAGUUAUAAUUCAUUUCUUAAACAUGCUCCAAGAGGUACAUUAUCAAAUACUAAAUUAUCAG
Messenger RNA from Naegleria gruberi, 1519 nucleotides. RefSeq lists its product as uncharacterized. The record is from RefSeq and is a predicted model, not a curated record. The transcript has 7 exons. The annotation marks the transcript as partial. Gene Ontology annotation, molecular function: calcium ion binding. NCBI's taxonomy places the organism in Eukaryota, Heterolobosea, Eutetramitea, Acrasida, Naegleriidae.